Momordica charantia (bitter melon) is the source of this 627-nucleotide messenger RNA. NCBI's taxonomy places the organism in Eukaryota, Viridiplantae, Streptophyta, Magnoliopsida, Cucurbitales, Cucurbitaceae. The record is from RefSeq and is a predicted model, not a curated record.
AAUUCUCUGUUUCUUAUCCACCCCCACAGAUCAAACGAGCGAAAUAAAACAAAGUAAAUUUCGUUUUCCUUCUCUCUCUCCUGGAUUUCCGACGAUGGCUACCGGAGGAAACAGAGAGAGAGGAUCGGAGUUCAAAUCGGCGUAUAUAUGUAGCAGUGACAACUACGGGAAUGAAAUGAACGGCAGGAGCCAAGUAAAUCAGCGGUUUCCGGCGGCGUGGAAUAAUACGCACGGCCAUAUGCACGGCGGUUCCUCGUUUUCCGGUGGAUAUGAUGAGCCGGAGGCCAAGAGGCAGCGGCGGAUCGCCAAGUACAAGGCCUACGCCGUCGAAAGCAAAUUGAAAUCGUCGUUUAGAAAUGGGAUUCGGUGGGUUAAGAUCAAGUGUAAUGACAUUUUUCAUCGUUGAUAUUUUAUUGACAACGACGUUGAAUUGUCAUAUUCGGGGUGCUCUGAUCACGCUACCACCAUUUAUGUUUUGACACGUAGGAGAGAGAAAUAUAGGAAGAGAAUUAUUUUUCCUACUUUUUUAAAAGAUUUAGCUGGUCAAUUCUUAAUGGUGGUUAGCAGAAAAAACACGUUGAUACUUAAAAGCACUUAAUUAUUUUUCUUUAAUUAAUUAAUUCUCAA